Sphenostylis stenocarpa is the source of this 795-nucleotide messenger RNA. Lineage: Eukaryota; Viridiplantae; Streptophyta; Magnoliopsida; Fabales; Fabaceae. The record is from the annotation of a GenBank genome assembly.
AUGGCUGCUUCAACAAUGGCUCUCUCUUCCUCAUCAUUGGCUGGCCAAGCCAUCAAGCUUUCCCCCUCCACCCCUGACAUUUCCACUGGAAGGAUUUCCAUGAGGAAAACAGCCUCCAAGUCUGUUUCCUCCGGAAGCCCAUGGUACGGCCCAGACCGUGUCAAGUACUUGGGCCCAUUCUCCGGUGAGGCCCCAUCUUACCUCACUGGUGAAUUCCCAGGUGACUAUGGCUGGGACACUGCCGGCCUUUCUGCUGACCCCGAGACUUUUGCUAGAAACCGUGAACUUGAAGUCAUCCACUCCAGAUGGGCUAUGUUGGGAGCCUUGGGCUGUGUUUUCCCCGAACUCUUGGCCCGUAAUGGUGUCAAGUUCGGCGAGGCUGUGUGGUUUAAGGCUGGGUCUCAGAUAUUCAGUGAGGGUGGGCUUGACUACUUGGGCAACCCAAGCCUGAUCCAUGCACAGAGCAUCCUUGCCAUCUGGGCUACCCAAGUUAUCUUGAUGGGUGCAGUGGAGGGUUACCGUAUUGCCGGUGGGCCUCUUGGCGAGGUGACUGACCCAAUCUACCCAGGUGGAAGCUUCGACCCAUUGGGCCUUGCUGAUGACCCAGAGGCUUUUGCUGAGUUGAAGGUGAAAGAGCUGAAGAACGGUAGGUUGGCCAUGUUCUCCAUGUUUGGUUUCUUCGUUCAAGCAAUUGUGACCGGAAAGGGACCCCUGGAAAACCUCGCCGACCACCUUGCUGAUCCAGUGAACAACAAUGCUUGGGCCUAUGCCACAAACUUUGUCCCCGGAAAGUGA